GUAUCCUUUUACCAGUAUUGGUUCUGCUAUGGGGCGAAGUGACAUUUUUGUUGGGCAACUUUCACCAAGGAGCCGUCUUUUCGUGCAUGACGGCCACACUCAGUCCAACCGUGCCGAACGGGUUCUACACCCUGGUAGACGAAACGGACUGGGAUUUCGUCACGAUGACCGCCGCAGUUGGGGGGAGGGAUUAUGGCGCAAUAGGUUCCAUCCUUCAGCACAGUAUUUUACCUGAUCUUGUCACAAGUGGGAACAAACUGUGGCAAAAAUCGUUUCCCAAGUUGCAUAGAAGAACAAAAUUUCUGUCCGGGAAUAAAUUUGCGACAGGGUACAACAUUUCUCACGGGCUCGACGUACUUUCGACCAACGGAGAACUUGUCAAAGUUAAACCGCCCCUGGUCUUGUUAGAUGUUCGGGAGGAAGUCGAUCUCCUGGUGGAAGGGGUCGCCUUCUUUGCGAGAGAUCUCAUCGUCCUGCGAAACCAUGGUGAGACGCCGUUCAUUUCUCGCGUCCCGUGGAUUUCGCGACGCAAUUUCUUUCACCCCCUCUUUGCCCACGGAUUGGGACGUCUCGUGCAGUCUGGGAUUUACGGGACCAUGGCGCUGACCAAGGUGGAGAGGGAGGUGGCCUUUUCGGAAGCUAAUCCAGUCUCGUGGGACGUCAUGAAGGAGGCAGUUUCGCUUUGCGUAAUGGGUGGACUGAUGGGAUUGACUUGUUUUGGGGUGGAAUUGUUUAGCAAAAUAAGCAAAAAAUGUGGGAUGGAGCAGCAAGUAAAAGAUGAAAUGUUGACCAGGUACCUUCCUUAACCUCGUGGGCACCAAUUAAAUAAUUACGCAUAUUUGUGUAACGAUUGGUGUUCCGUUGCGUUUAAAUAAGGCACAGUUGUAAUUUAUAAUUUACGGCUGGCAACAAAAGUAGAGAUUUAAGAAUUUAAAACAAAUUGAAACACUGGAUCAACUCAAUUGAAAACAUUCAUGGGCGUUUUUACCUUAAUCUUGAACUUUUUUUCAAUGUUUCGGGUGCAACUAACCACCCGCGUAAAAUAACAGCAAGAAAGUGGUUAUCUAAUAAAAAUUUGCGAGUCACACUCACCUCGGGUAACCCUAGUUGAGUUAUCCUACCAAUAAUGGAGUAAAGUCGGAUGAGGAGGAAGCGUGUCAAGAUUUUUAAACUCAUGACAAUGGUUAGUGGCCGCGGAAUCAAUGGGGGGAGGUAAUAUUGCAGGAAAAGAGGGAAGUUGGGUUAGGUUAGGUUUAGGAGCUAAUAUGUAUAACAUAUGUAAACAGCAAAAAAACUAUUAAAUAUUUAAUUUUACGCAUA
Folsomia candida is the source of this 1320-nucleotide messenger RNA. RefSeq lists its product as uncharacterized. Bases 87 to 806 code for a protein of 239 amino acids. NCBI's taxonomy places the organism in Eukaryota, Metazoa, Arthropoda, Collembola, Entomobryomorpha, Isotomidae. The record is from RefSeq and is a predicted model, not a curated record. The transcript has 2 exons.